UUGGCUCAGGUUUCCGCCGAGUUAUCUAAGAACGCCGGUAAGACUAUCAGCCCGGCACAGACUUUAAUCAGAUGGUCGUUGGAACAAGGUUUCAUUCCAUUACCAAAGACCGUAACUGCAGGUAGAAUUGCGUCAAACUUGGACGUUUUCGAUUGGGAGUUUACCGAUGAGGCUCGCAAAACCUUGGACAAGGAUUCCCAUGAGAUUUCGGGGUGGGAUCCAACUGUUUACCAAGACCCAAAAUAA
Messenger RNA from Babjeviella inositovora NRRL Y-12698, 246 nucleotides. RefSeq lists its product as uncharacterized. NCBI's taxonomy places the organism in Eukaryota, Fungi, Ascomycota, Pichiomycetes, Serinales. The annotation marks the transcript as partial. The transcript has a single exon. The record is from RefSeq and is a predicted model, not a curated record. Gene Ontology annotation, molecular function: oxidoreductase activity.